Colletotrichum karsti is the source of this 2901-nucleotide messenger RNA. RefSeq lists its product as uncharacterized. Gene Ontology annotation, biological process: transmembrane transport. NCBI's taxonomy places the organism in Eukaryota, Fungi, Ascomycota, Sordariomycetes, Glomerellales, Glomerellaceae. Gene Ontology annotation, molecular function: transmembrane transporter activity. The record is from RefSeq and is a predicted model, not a curated record. Bases 1 to 2901 code for a protein of 966 amino acids. The transcript has a single exon.
AUGUCGGGGUCGAAUCAGGAUCCGGGGCCGUCGAGCUCCAACAACACCAGCUCGAAUGAUUCUCCCCAGCCCUCGCACUCUCCGUUCGCAGACCCCUCACCACCUCAACCGCCGCAGCCUCAACAAGAGCAAAAGCUUCAGACGCCUCCUCUGCUACACCCGCAGUCUGCCACGCCUUCAGCUAGGAAGGAAAAGAAGCGUGUAGGCUUUCAGGGCGACGACAGGCCACCCAGCAUUGUUAUCGACAACGACUACUUCUCGCAAAACAUGUCGCCCGAGGGCCCCGACUCUAACCCGUUCGCUACUCCCAGACGAGAUGUUCCUGAGGGCGCCCCUGACGCGAGUGAGCUGCGUCGAGCUCUAACCCAAGUUCUCAUCUCAGAGGAGAACCAGGAGGCCGCAGCGUCAGACACGCCUCGUAGACCUAGGCCCGUCUUGCGCCGCAACACUAGUUAUGACGCCCCCGAGGAGAGAGAGAAGGCCGACGCUGCCGAGCGCACUGCCGGUGAACGACAGCAGCGAUCCGGGCUGGAGGCACGACAGCGCGCCGACAGACUCGCAGUCAGCAUCGAGAACUACUCGUCGCCGCCCUCCCGCCGUGGCUCUCUGGACAUGCCGAAUCCCCACAAUCCCUUUAACGAUGAGACUGAUGAGGAUCUCGAUCGUGUUGGAGGUCUCAGUUCCGGUGUCGACGGAUCGCAAGAAGCUCGCCGCAAAGUUCGGUCUCGUCCAAGGAAGAACUCCCAGCUGGCGGCAGAGAACCUGGUUCGCUCGCACACCCAGCGACUGAAGAAGGGGAAUAAGGGCCCCAACGACUACUUCAAGCACCAGGCGCCACCUGGUGGCCGAUCGGGAACGGCCACCCCGACGUUGGAGCAGUCCUACGCUCACGAUUACGUCCCCCCGCCAAAGCAGUACCACGGUGGCAUUCUCUCGUCGCUGCUCAAGCUCUACAAUGAGAAUGGCAGCGGCGGCAGCAGUGGUCGCAACACCCCCGGCGGCGGCACCACUCCGAACCAUUCCCCGCCCGGAUCCGUGCCCGCCUCCGCACCGCCCUCCGCUCCCAACUCCGCACCGCCGUCGGCCCCGGCGUCACCCGCCCCCUCCCGACCAACAAGCGGCCUUUUCAGUUACCACAAGGCUCAAGGAUCUAGGUCCUCCAUGGCUCUGACGGAGCUGCUUAAGUCGUCCUCCGCAAUGAUGGCGCCCGGCUCCAGCGGGUACUCGGCUGGUAUGACGCAGAAGAUCAAGCAAGAAGCGCCGAAGGGGAAGAAGCGCAAGUCCGGCUGGGGCACAUCAUCGCCCAAGUCCAAGUCGGAGGAUAAGAUCCGCAUCACGAAGCACAUUGCCCAGAUCCUCUCAAGGCACAAGUACCUUGUCAAGCUUUGUCGAGCUCUGAUGAUGUACGGUGCUCCUACCCAUCGCCUUGAGGAGUACAUGAAGAUGUCGUCUCGUGUCCUCGAGAUCGAGGGACAAUUCCUCUACAUUCCAGGUUGCAUGAUCAUUAGUUUCGAUGAUAGCGCCACCCACACCACCGAAGUCAAGAUCGUGCGGUCUCCCCAUGGUGUCGACUUGGGCAAGCUUCGCGAUGUUCACGACGUCUAUAAGCAGGUCGUCCACGAUCUCAUCAGUGUCGACGAGGCGAUCAUCAUGUUGGAUACAAUCACGAACCACAAGGCCAAAUACCCCGUCUGGUUGCGAGUCAUCGUCUACGGCUUCGCCAGCGCGAGUGUCGCCCCCUUUGCCUUCCAAGGCCGCUUCAUCGAUCUGCCCAUCGCCUUCAUUCUCGGAUGUAUCGUCGGAUGCAUGCAGCUGGUUUUGGCUCCACAGAACGAGUUGUAUGCCAAUGUUUUCGAAAUCACCGCCUCUAUCGUUACUUCUUUCCUGGCUCGCAUGUUUGGCUCCAUCGACAACGGCGGCCUCUUCUGCUUCUCAGCCUUGGCGCAGAGCUCCAUCGCGCUUAUUCUGCCCGGUUACAUGGUUCUUUGUAGUAGCUUGGAACUCCAGAGUCAUAAUCUGGUCGCCGGCAGCGUGCGUAUGGUCUACGCCAUGAUCUAUACUCUAUUCCUCGGCUAUGGAACAACAAUCGGAACUGCUCUUUACGGUAUGAUCGACAGACAUGCCGAGUCGCGGACGACCUGCGAAGGAUCCCUCAAUAGGCAGUGGUAUUUGCUGUUCGUUCCAGCAUUCACCCUGUGUCUCUGCAUCAUCAACCAGGCAAAGUGGAAGCAGAUGCCAGUCAUGAUCACCAUCUCCCUCGCCGGGUUUCUCGUCAACAACUACUCGUCCGAUUUCUUUGUGGGCAACCCGCAAAUCUCCAACAUGCUUGGCGCUCUCACGGUUGGGCUACUAGCUAAUCUCUAUUCUCGCCUGGGCCGCCACGCUCGAAACCUUUCUCUCGACUUUCUCGACUGGUUUGACGAUCGGGUCAAGCCGAGGUUCGUCAGCGCCAGCCGUCGCCGAAACGAGCGACCUCGUCCGGACAUGUACCAGAUGUCUGGUCAAUCUGGCGGCAGUGGAACGCAUACUCCCGAGUCCACGCCUGCGACACCGACAUCCGAAGCCUUUUCAGAAAAGCCAACAGACGAGGGCAAGCCUCAACGGCAACGCACUAUCGGAUAUGGUCUGGCAGCUGCGGCCAUGUUGCCCGCUAUUUUCGUUCAAGUGCCUAGUGGUCUCGCGGCAGGCGGAUCUCUUCUUGCUGGUGUGACAUCAGCGGACCAGAUCACCAAUAACAAUGGAACUUCGAGUACCGUGGACACAUCCAGCCUCAACAACUCGGCGUUUAAUGUUCUUCUGAGCGUCAUUCAGGUUGCGAUUGGUAUUACUGUUGGUCUGUUCCUCAGCGCACUCAUGGUUUACCCGCUCGGCAAGAGGCGGAGCGGAUUGCUCAGCUUCUAG